Molecule: messenger RNA, 621 nt
Organism: Cooperia oncophora
Lineage: Eukaryota; Metazoa; Nematoda; Chromadorea; Rhabditida; Trichostrongylidae
Source: the annotation of a GenBank genome assembly
AUGUGGGACUCAAGGAUGCGAGAAACCAUGAAUAAAAUGACGUCACUUUUCAUUGGAACAUGCCGCAAAGUGGUAGAGAACAAAGAAUUCUUGGAUUGGUUGACAUCUCAAAAGUUCGAUCUUGCCUUUGCUUACAUGGCGGAUGCCUGCCCAAUUGGUCUUGUUCACUACGCGAAAAUACCUUCAUGGAUUUGGUUGAGCAGUGCUGGUUUGAUAGAUUUCGCGGCGUAUUACACGGGAGCACCGAUGAUUCCUAGUUACAUUCCACCUAUACUAAUGGAAAGCACGGAUGAGAUGAAUUUUUACGAGAGGACGAAAAGUUUUAUUGGACAAAUUCUCUUCACCUUCUUUUGGAAGAGCAAGUUAGCUGAUCCGCAAACAGCAAUUUAUCGGGAGAUUGAUCCAAACUUUCCUCAUCUAGCCGACCUGGCAAAGAAAGCCCCAUUGGUGAUGGUUAACUCAAAUGAACUCUACGAACUUCCACGUCCAACAUUGGCAAAAAUCGUAAAUAUCGGAGGUAUUGGAAUGCAACUCAAGGAUGCUCGACCAUUGACUCCUGUAGGCGCAGUAUUUCUGAAGAUAAACUGUAAACUGGUGUCGCUCAGAUCGCUGAUGCGCUAG